This is a messenger RNA of Morone saxatilis (striped sea-bass), 1662 nucleotides long. RefSeq names its product RNA-binding Raly-like protein. Gene Ontology annotation, molecular function: RNA binding. Bases 1 to 879 code for a protein of 292 amino acids. Lineage: Eukaryota; Metazoa; Chordata; Actinopteri; Moronidae. The record is from RefSeq and is a predicted model, not a curated record. Gene Ontology annotation, cellular component: nucleus. The transcript has 8 exons.
AUGACUGGGAAGACCCAGACCAGCAACGUUACCAACAAGAAUGACCCACGCUCCCUCAACUCCCGCGUCUUCAUCGGCAACCUCAACACGGCCGUAGUAACCAAGGCCGACAUCGAGGCCAUCUUUGCCAAAUACGGCAAGAUUGUGGGCUGCUCGGUGCACAAAGGCUACGCCUUCGUUCAGUACGCCAGCGAGAGGAACGCCAGGGCGGCCGUGGCCGGGGAGAACACCAGGGUCAUCGCCGGACAAUCACUAGAUAUCAACAUGGCAGGAGAGCCAAAACCAUACAGGCCUAAGAUGGGCUCCAAGAGGCCUCUCUCAUCCCUCUACAGUGGCUACGAGUUUGACUAUGACUACUACAGAGACGAUUUCUACAGCAGACUCUUUGAGUACCACGGUCGUGUCGUGCCCCCGACCCGGGCUGUGAUCCCCAUCAAGCGUUCACGGCUAGUCGUCCCCUCCACACGCAGAGCCAAAUCCUCUUUUCCAGUCAGGGCCUGUUCCUCCUCUUCCUCCUCCUCCUCUUCCUCCUCCCGAGCACUCAACGUCAGCUCUUCCGUCACAGCACCUAAACUGAAGACAGACCAGCUCCUAACAAUCAAAAAGGAGCUGUCACAGAUCAAGACCAAGAUUGACUCACUGCUGGGAAGGCUGGAGAAGAUUGAGAGGCAACAUCGCUCUGAUGGCGAGAUGCAGAGGAAACAAGACGAGGUGUGUGAGUGUCUCCAUGGUGACGCAGCAGACCACUCUGGUGGCGAGGAAGCGGAGGGGACAGUCGAGGUGGAGGCGGGGGAGAUGACGGACGGCGGCGAAGACGACUUUGAAGAUGAAGGAACCAGCGAUAUGAUAGAGAACCACAUAUCAGACAUUGACAACUGAGUAAGUUUGGGGGGAAAAGGAAGCCUUCGGUACAAGAAGUUGGGAGAACAGAUACCAGCAAAACCUUCUUGAUCAAGGAGGUGUAUUUGAAAUGAAAGGAAAUGACGGGAGUGACUGACAGCAGAAGGAGAGUUUUUCAAACUUGUUUGUUGCUUGUUUGCCUCAUUAGAAAACGACACUUCUGAUGUGUACUUCAUCAAAAUGCUGGUUAUGAAUAAUCUCCAGACUACUGCAAGAUCAACUGCAAAUAGCAAUCGAUAAUCUCCCUUAAAACUGAUUGCCUCUUUGGAAAAUAAAGGACAAUAUAUUGUGUGCUUAAUAUAUUAUGGUCUGUAUUGUGCAUAAAAAUACAGUUAUGUGGUCAAUCAGAUGAAUCACGAAUCCUUAUGUUGUACCGCAGAUGUAUGUGUGUUUUGUUUGUGUGCGUUGAAAACUGUGAUGAGCCGCGAUGCUGGCAGAGAGCUAAAUAUGAAUGUAAGAGGAACACACUUUCUUUGACACUUGAUUAUGAUGUGAUUUUGCUUUAUUCGUACAUUUAGCUGAACUGUACAGUAUGUUAUUUAUUCACAAUGCCUCCACACAGUAUUGUAUGCAUAUCAUGUUUGUCAUUUGUUGUACAUGAUAAGAUGCAUUUUGAAUUCUGUUUACAUUCUGUUUACGGGAAACAAAAGAUGACUAUUUUUUACUAUCAGCAUGUUAAAAAAAAAAGUGGCUAUUAUGGAUCAUUUGUAUUCAUUGCAUCUGUUGUACAGCUAUGGAUGAUAUCAGUUUUUGAAAUAAACC